CCAAUCACGGGUGGGGGGCGGGGCAUCCCGGGCCCGCGGCUGUCCCCUGGCGACGGCGGCAGCCGCUCGUCCCCCCCUUUCGAGGAGACGGGGACGGUCCGUUGCUGAGCUUGGCGCGCGGUGACUUGCGGGCUGCUCCGCCUGCUCCUUGCCGCGGCGUAGGAGAGAAUAAAUAGCGGGCCGCCCAUAGCGAGCGGCAGUGGCGAAAUCCCCGUCCCCCCGUCUCGAGCCAUUGCACAGCACCCCCCCCCCGCCCAGGCCGCUGGGCUGGGCCGCGCUGCAUGCUGGGUAGUGUAGUCCCGCCCGAAGGUCCUGGAAGAUUAAGAACAGAUAGCAGAAGAGAGAGACGAAACACGUCCCAGACACGUGUAUAUCCCAUAAAGCACCGUACUUUGUACUAUAAAACGUCUUUAGAGUUUUACUGAGAUACGGUUUACCGCGUCACUCCGCCCGACCCGCUCUCUGGGUAAGACCCACGACGAGAGCCGCGUAGCUGCCAGGACCCGCCCGUCUCCGCCACCCCCACGCCAAGAUGUCGGCGGCCAUCGCCGCGCUCGCCUCCUACGGCGGCUCCGACUCGGAGCCCGAUUCGGAGCCCGAAGCUGAUGCCGGUCCACAGCGCGCCGUCGUGCUCGCCAGCCGUGACGCUGUGCUGCACCUCCGGCCGCCGCCCGCAGCGCCCCCGGCUCUGCCCGUGGACGCGGCCCCGGAAGUGGCGGUGAAGGAAGAUGUGGAAACUGGAGUCCAUCUUGAUCCUGCUAUUAAGGAGGUUCAGUACAAUCCUACUUAUGAGACCAUGUUUGCACCUGAGUUUGGACCAGAAAACCCAUUUAGGACUCAGCAAAUGGCUGCACCUAGAAAUAUGCUCUCUGGAUACGCAGAGCCAGCUCACAUCAAUGACUUCAUGUUUGAGCAACAACGAAGGACAUUUGUAACCUAUGGUUAUGCAUUAGACCCCUCUAUAGACAACCCUGAAGUUGCUACCAAGUAUAUUGGCUCUGUAGAAGAAGCUGAAAAAAAUCAAGGUUUAACAGUGUUUGAAACGGGACAAAAGAAAAUUGAAAAAAGGAAGAAAUUCAAGGAGAAUGAUGCAUCUAACAUUGAUGGUUUCCUGGGACCGUGGGCAAAGUAUGUUGAUGAAAAAGAAGUAGCCAAACCUUCAGAAGAAGAACAGAAGGAGUUGGAUGAAAUAACAGCUAAGAGGCAGAAGAGAGGAAAACUAGAAGAUGAUAAACCUGGAGAGGAGAAGACUAUAUUACAUGUUAAGGAAAUGUAUGACUAUCAAGGGAGAUCUUACCUUCAUGUUCCUCAAGAUGUUGGAGUUAAUCUCCGUUCUACAAUGCCACCUGAGAAAUGCUAUCUUCCAAAGAAACAAAUCCAUGUAUGGUCUGGACAUACAAAGGGAGUCAGUGCAGUUAGGUUGUUUCCACUCUCUGGGCAUAUGCUUCUGUCUUGCUCUAUGGAUUGCAAAAUUAAGCUGUGGGAAGUAUAUGGUGAUAGAAGAUGUCUACGGACGUUUAUUGGACAUGGGAAAGCUGUUCGAGACAUCUGUUUUAACAACGCUGGCACUCGGUUUCUGAGUGCUGCAUAUGACCGCUACAUUAAACUGUGGGACACUGAAACAGGACAGUGUAUUUCAAGAUUCACAAACAGAAAGGUUCCUUAUUGUGUCAAGUUCAAUCCUGAUGAAGAUAAACAAAAUCUCUUUGUUGCAGGAAUGUCAGAUAAGAAAAUUGUGCAAUGGGAUAUUCGGAGUGGUGAGAUUGUGCAGGAAUAUGAUAGACAUUUGGGAGCUGUCAACACCAUUGUGUUUGUGGAUGAAAAUAGAAGAUUUGUGAGUACGUCCGAUGAUAAAAGUUUAAGAGUCUGGGAAUGGGACAUUCCUGUAGACUUCAAGUAUAUUGCUGAGCCAAGUAUGCAUUCGAUGCCAGCCGUGACUUUGUCUCCAAAUGGGAAGUGGUUGGCUUGCCAGUCAAUGGAUAACCAAAUUCUGAUUUUUGGAGCUCAGAACAGAUUCAGAUUAAACAAAAAGAAAAUCUUCAAAGGUCACAUGGUAGCUGGCUACGCUUGUCAAGUGGAUUUUUCACCUGAUAUGAGCUAUGUGAUAUCUGGAGAUGCAGAUGGAAAGCUUAACAUCUGGGACUGGAAGACCACAAAACUCUACAGCAGAAUAAAAGCACAUGAUAAAGUCUGCAUUGGCGCAGUCUGGCAUCCUCACGAAACAUCCAAAGUCAUUACGUGCGGCUGGGAUGGUCUCAUUAAACUGUGGGACUAAAGAGGCUGCUGCAAGGAUCUGAAGUUGUAAGCCCUGAGAUGUGAGGUUGGAGUGAAUUCUGCUGUAAGGACAGGUAGACAUUUUGUGAUACAGCUGUUGGCAGCUGGCUGUAUAUAGGCUCUGAAAGUGGGAAAUCUUCAGAACGCUUGACUCAAAGGAUCUUGUUCUAAGCGCAACAUCUGGCUAUGAGAAUGUGAAGUGUGCAGCAUCAAGUGUUAGUUUGUCCUGUCACCUUCUGUGCAAAAUACUCUUGUAAAAUAAAAUAAAUUUAAGAAAAA
Phasianus colchicus (ring-necked pheasant) is the source of this 2553-nucleotide messenger RNA. It is a transcript of the gene CDC40, whose product is annotated as cell division cycle 40. The record is from RefSeq and is a predicted model, not a curated record. Gene Ontology annotation, cellular component: catalytic step 2 spliceosome. Gene Ontology annotation, biological process: mRNA splicing, via spliceosome. NCBI's taxonomy places the organism in Eukaryota, Metazoa, Chordata, Aves, Galliformes, Phasianidae. Gene Ontology annotation, molecular function: mRNA binding; protein binding.